Molecule: messenger RNA, 1725 nt
Organism: Danio rerio (zebrafish)
Lineage: Eukaryota; Metazoa; Chordata; Actinopteri; Cypriniformes; Danionidae
Source: RefSeq, a predicted model, not a curated record
CGUGGUCAUGCGCGAGUAAAGUCUGUUCAACUGUUUUGCGCUUCAGUCUUCAGCUUUAACGCGUUUUGUUCAACCGCGUGGACUGAAGCUCGUGGCACUGAAAGUACAGUACGGGAAACGAGCGGGGACACGUUACAUCAUCAUCUUCAUCAUCAGCGCACCUUCACGCAGGUGCCACGGACACCCGGAAGAACUACUACUCGCCACAGAUUCAGUGAAGAAGAAUCACAGUCAUGUCGGAGCUGAAGAAGAACAGAAUGUUUAUUGUGCUGAUGGAUCUUCUGUGUGUCGCCGUGGUGGCGAUGCCAUUCAUCAUAAUGACCAUCAUGUACCGGCCGUACCAUCGUGGUGUUUACUGCAACGACGAGACCAUCCAAUACCCCUACAGACCAGACACCAUCUCUCACAAAAUGAUGGCGGCCGUCACCAUCUCCUGCUCCGUCAUUAUCAUCAUAUCUGGCGAAGCUUACCUGGUCUACACCAAGCGUCUUUACUCAAACUCAGACUUCAACCAGUACGCUGCAGCGCUCUAUAAAGUGGUCGGGACGUUUCUGUUCGGGGCGUGUGUGAGUCAGUCUCUCACCGAUAUGGCCAAGUACACCAUCGGACGCCUGCGGCCAAACUUCAUGUCGGUUUGUGCUCCAGCGGUGUGUGAAGGCUACAUGCUGGAGAUAAACUGCACUGGAAAUGCUCGAAACGUGACUGAGUCCAGGUUGUCCUUCUACUCGGGUCACUCCUCAUUCGGGAUGUACUGCAUGUUGUUUCUGGCGCUCUAUGUUCAGGCACGUCUGGCAUCCAAAUGGGCUCGUCUCCUCCGGCCCACAAUUCAGUUCUUCUUGGUGGCCUUUGCCAUUUAUGUGGGAUACACACGCGUGUCGGACUACAAACACCACUGGAGUGACGUGGUGGUGGGUCUCCUGCAGGGGGCACUGGUCGCUGUUCUCACGGUGAGAUAUAUCUCGGACUUCUUCAAGGAGCGUCCUCCUCGCUGCCCGGAUGUGGAAAACGCUGAAAACGCAGACACUGAACGCAAACCCAGCCUUCAGAUCGCAGAUACGGACAGAAACAACUAUUAUCCAAUCAGCAGGCCUGUAUGAGCCAGAACCGCUGUCAUGUCUAUACACUGGCACUGACGGUGCAUCCACUAACACUGAAUACCGCAUUUUAUACUUCUCUACAGACUGCGUUUAUACCGCCUUUCGCUUUUCUGCACGCUCAUAUACAGCAAGUGUGCAGAUCACUUAACACCAAAUGACACUGUCUUCAUUGUAUCAGAGCACAAAGACGAACUUCAAGGGGAACUGGACAAACUUAAAACCACCGCUUGACAUUUACCGACUUCUGCUGCGGCGUGGGACAGACAGCCAAUGAGAAGAGCAGAAGUUUGCGGAGUUUGAAAUCCAGGAAAAAGUAUGAACGUGGAAGUGAUGCCAAAAAAGGUCUUUCUCACAUUGUCAUUUAGAUAGUUUACUAUUUUAAAUAUGUACUGUAUAUAGUAACACUUUAGUUUAACUACCAGUUCCCUCUAUUAACUACAGGUUUAUUACCUGCUUAUUAUUAAGAUAUUGGCUCUUUAUUAGUAUAAGAUAUGUUUUAUACUGAAUACAUAUACCCAACAACUUCAUUACUGACCAUUAAUAAGCAAAAAAUCAGGAGUUAAUUGCUUGUUGAUAGCAAAACAUUUUACCUUAUAUAUGGUGCUCUGGUUUCCCCUCAUGUAUGUAU